AUGAGAAACGUCGACAUCGCGGUGCGGGCUGCCCGCGAGGCCUUCGAAGGACACUGGACCAAGGCCGCUCCUUCCGAGCGUGGUAGGAUGCUGGCCAAGCUCGCUAAUCUCUUUGGGCGUGAUGUCGAUAUCGUCGCUGCUAUCGAAUCUUUGGAUAACGGCAAAGCUUUGACAAUGGCACAGGGGGACGUUACAAAUGCGGCUUUCGCUACUAUGGAGGCUGGGUGGAUAAGAUCUGUGGCCAAACGAUCGAUACAAACCCAGAGUCUCUUGUUUACACCCGGCAUGAAGCUAUCGGUGUUUGCGGCCAAAUUAUUCCUUGGAAUUUCCCUAUCCUGA
Penicillium argentinense is the source of this 339-nucleotide messenger RNA. Its product is annotated as Aldehyde dehydrogenase C-terminal. The coding region runs from base 1 to 339 and encodes 112 amino acids. Gene Ontology annotation, molecular function: aldehyde dehydrogenase (NAD+) activity. The transcript has a single exon. Lineage: Eukaryota; Fungi; Ascomycota; Eurotiomycetes; Eurotiales; Aspergillaceae. The record is from RefSeq and is a predicted model, not a curated record.